Molecule: messenger RNA, 1682 nt
Organism: Colletotrichum godetiae
Lineage: Eukaryota; Fungi; Ascomycota; Sordariomycetes; Glomerellales; Glomerellaceae
Product: HotDog domain-containing protein
Exons: 1
Coding region: 380-1531 (383 amino acids)
Source: RefSeq, a predicted model, not a curated record
CAGCAGUGACAUCACGUCAAGCUCCGUGGUCCCAUCCAAAUUGCUCCAGGAGCUAUGUAAGCGAGGGUCCGUGCACGACCUGCAAGGGGAGAGCUGGUCCAAGCUUUUUUACCGAGCUCAACCAAUUCACCGAGUCGCUGUGAAGGUUCACCGAAACUGGGCGACCAAACGAAGAUGGGUCUCCACCAAAAGUUGAGCCUCCAUCGACAGCUGCUCAAAGAGCCAAGUUUCCACCUUCACCCACCUCGGCCCAUCACGGGGGAGAAGAACCACCACGCCUUCAGCCCAAUCAAAGCGGUAGCGCGAAGAGCUCACUGUCAACUAUACGGAACCGAAUGCGCCAAUUGUAGAUACCCGACAGACAAGCACAACCUUCAAGAUGAUACCCAGAGCGCCCGCCCGCCGUCUCCUCCGGGACAUCCUCCCCGCGCACCGCAUCGCACCGCGACCCUUCCUCCGACCCUUUGCCUCAACGCCCUCCUCCCGUCUCCAAGCGCAGCGCCCGCCGCCGCCGCCUCCGACCGCUCAAUCACCCCUCCAAACCCAACAACAACAAGCCGCCGCCAACGCAGCCCUCUCGAACCUCUCCCACCUCACCCCGGCACAAAUCACAGCCCUCCUCUCGACGACACCACCGCCAACACUACCUGGAGGAGCAGGAGGCAUCCCCGGGGCCCCGAUCCCCCCUCCCGGUUCACCAGCCGGAGCAGCAGCAGCAGCAGGCCCCGGCGUCGGCCCCUCCCGCCGCUCAGUCCUCCUCCGCCGCACCCUCUGGGCCCUCUUCUUCUUCGCCCUAGGCUACAAGCUCACCGACGACCAAAUCGCAAACAUCCGCUUCACAGCCCCCUUCCUCUACCCGCCCGUCGAGGCAGACGAGCAGCAGAUCCCCCUCUUCCGCGCCCACGCCACCUUCCAAGCCAUCGAGGACUACCCCAUCCUCCAGUCCCUCGUCCCCACCAUGCCCCCCGGCAGCGCCCCCAUCCCAGGCGUCGCGACGCCGCAAUUACCCCUAUCGGACUGGGAGAACUGGGAACCCUACCAAGACUUCUCCCCCGAGCGCAAAGCGCACCACCUCUGCGCAGGCCCCACGCUGAAUAACCCCAACGGCCUGGGCCUCGUCAACAUCGUGUUCAGGCACAAGUACACGGGCGAACUCAUCCUCGCCAUCAUGUUCGGGCAGGGAACGUCCGGGUGGCCGUCCGUCGUGCACGGCGGGAUGCUGUCGACCAUCAUGGACGAGGCCAUGGGCCGCCUCGCGGCGCUGAAUUUCACUGCCAACACGGCUGUUACGGCCAAGUUGGCCAUGGAUUUCAAGGUGCCUGUCACGCCGGGCAUGCUUUACAUUGUUCGUGUGGGGAAGGCGCUGCCUGAGUGGCAGAAGGAGAGGCCUGAUGAGGAGGAUAAGACGGAUCGCAAGUUGUGGAUCAUCGGACGGAUGGAGGAUCCGGAUGGGGCUACUGUUGUUGAGGCAAAGGGGCUUUUUGUGGUGCCCAAGGGGAUUGAGGUGCAGCCUCUUGGUGGGAAGUUCUGAGAAGGUGAGGGUUUGACACGCGAGGUUGGCUAUCGAAAAGGAGGAGAUGGUAAAAUAGGGGAAAGUUGAAGUGCAUUCCAUGGCGUUGCAAAGGGGAUCUGUGGUAUUCCAAUCGUCUCUGAACUAACAACUGAGGCAGGAAAAAGAAGGG